AUGGCCCUUUCACACGUCGUCCGCCCGCAAUUGGCGCCCACCUACACAUGCCGCGCCUGUCUACUCCGCCUCUCCCGCGGCGCGCGACGCCAAUUCACCCCGUCUCGGGCGUCUCAGCAGCAAAAAGCUAGCACGGCGCUGCCCUCGUCGCCGGCACGCACGCGCUUCGCUCCAUCGCCGACGGGAUACUUGCACCUGGGCUCGCUCCGCACCGCGCUGUUCAAUUAUCUCCUUGCCAAGCGCACCGGCGGCCAGUUUCUGCUGCGCAUCGAAGACACGGAUCAGAAGCGCACGGUGCCCGACGCCGAGCAGCGCCUCUACGACGACCUGCAGUGGGCGGGGCUGCAGUGGGAUGAGGGGCCCCAGGUCGGAGGGCCGUAUGGCCCAUAUCGCCAGUCGGAGCGCAGCGACUUGUACCGCCAACACGCCCACGCGCUGCUCGAGUCGGGCCAUGCCUACCGCUGCUUCUGCUCGGCUGAGCGCCUGAAUGCGCUGGCCGAACACAGGCACAAGCUGGGCAUCGCCACCGACUACGACCGCACUUGCGCCCCCAUCGCGAGAGAAGAAAGCGACGACAGAGCCGCGAGGGGCGAGCCGCACACGAUCCGCCUCAGGGUGCCCGAGCAGUACCCCUCGUACAAGGACCUCAUCUACGGCACCUUUCGCCCUCUGAAGCGCCGCGGCCAUGUCACCGAAACCGCCUACGAGGACCCCAUUCUCCUCAAGUCGGACGGCCUGCCGACAUACCACCUCGCCAACGUCGUCGACGACCACGCCAUGAAGAUCACGCACGUCAUCCGCGGCAGCGAGUGGAUGCCCAGCACCCCCAAGCACAUUGCCCUGUACCACGCCUUUGGCUGGGAGCCGCCGGCCUUUGCGCACGUGGGGCUCCUCGUCGACGAGCACGGCAACAAGCUCAGCAAGCGCAACUUCGACACCGACAUUGCCGCCUUCAAGCAGAUGCAAAUCUUCCCAGAGACGCUGACCAACUUUGCCGCCCUGCUCGGCUGGAGCCACCGCUCGAAAUCAGAUGUCAUGGACCUUGCCACGCUGAUCCACACCUUCACGCUGAAAUUCACAAAAGGCAACACCACCGUCACCUUUGGCAAGAUGCAAUUUCUCCAGCGCAAACACGCUCUCCUGCGUACCCAGCGCGGCGGCCCAGCGCUCGCCGAAAUGGUAGAUUGCAUCGCCGCGCUGCUCGCCGCCCCCGACACGCCGUACAAGCACUGGAGCACCAUUGUGCAAAACAGCAGUCCCCACGGCACGCCGCGCGCCUACAUCCAAGCCAUUGUGACCGCCGACGCCGAAAACUACACAAACGCAAACGAAUUCCUAUACCGCAACGCCUUCUUCUUCACGCCCCUGCGCCCCUUCAGCGCCACACCGCCCCUGGCAACCUCGUCGGACAUUCCCAUGCGCACCGCACAGCUGCUCGCGGACAUCGACGCGCAGAACUGGGCGAAAGACCGACUCAUGGCAAAAGUCCACGAGAUUAUCGAUGGCAGACCGGCGGGGAAAAAGGAAAGUAAAGACGUGUACCAGUAUCUGCGCAAGACGGUUACGGGCCAGGAGGACGGAAUGCGCAUUUACGAUGUCAUGGUUAUACUGGGGCGGAAGGAGACGCUGGCGAGGCUGGGUUGUUAG
Exserohilum turcica Et28A is the source of this 1647-nucleotide messenger RNA. RefSeq lists its product as uncharacterized. The transcript has a single exon. The coding region runs from base 1 to 1647 and encodes 548 amino acids. The record is from RefSeq and is a predicted model, not a curated record. Gene Ontology annotation, biological process: glutamyl-tRNA aminoacylation. Lineage: Eukaryota; Fungi; Ascomycota; Dothideomycetes; Pleosporales; Pleosporaceae. Gene Ontology annotation, molecular function: tRNA binding; glutamate-tRNA ligase activity; ATP binding.